AUGACCUCCACAACUACUGUCCAAGCCCUGACUCUUGAGGGUGCUGGAUCCAUCCUUGUCAACCAGAAGUCUGUUCCGAAGAAGGAAGAAGAGCACACGCAGGUGUACACAACUGGUGCAUACUCGUUCCCAAGCAUCCCCAAAUUUGACGACCUCUACAAAAAGCGACAGUGGCAACUAGAACAUAUGGCUGCUGCAUUCAGAGUAUUUGCACGGAAAGGUUUCACCGAGGGAACAGCCGGACACAUUAGUGUUCGCGACCCUGUGCAACCAAAUACCUUCUGGAUUAACCCUUUCGGUGUGCACUUUGCCAUGCUUAAAGCAAGCGACAUGGUCCAUAUUGAUGAAGACGGCAACGUCAUCGGCGGAAACCGAGUCGCAGUUAACAAAGCGGGGUUCCAGAUUCAUGGAGCUAUUCACAAGGCUCGUCCCGACAUCAACGCUGCUUGUCACACACAUUCACCAGCUGGAAAAGCAUGGUCCACAUUCGCGCGUCCUCUCGACAUCAUCAGCCAAGACACGUGCGCUUUCCUCGGCAUUCAGGCUGUUUACGAAAACUUUGGAGGCAUCGUUCUAGAAGACGAAGAGGGACAAAGAAUUGCCAAGGCUUUGGGUGAGAAGAACCGAGUUGUGAUUCUGCAAAACCACGGCAUUCUCACUACGGGACAAACUGUCGAUGAGGCAGCUUACUUGUUCACACUGUUGGAGCGAUCGUGCGAGGUGCAGAUCAUGGUGGAAAGCACCGGCCUUCCUAAGAAGGUGAUUAGCAAAGAAGAAGCUGAAUACACCGCUAAGAUCUACCAAGAGCCGGACACACUAUAUGUCGAGUUUCAGCCUGAUCUCAACUUUGAGGUUAGCCUGUCAAAUGGGCAAUUUACUAUUAGCUCUUGA
Fusarium keratoplasticum is the source of this 891-nucleotide messenger RNA. RefSeq names its product Class II Aldolase and Adducin N-terminal domain protein. Lineage: Eukaryota; Fungi; Ascomycota; Sordariomycetes; Hypocreales; Nectriaceae. Gene Ontology annotation, cellular component: cytoskeleton. The transcript is spliced from 3 exons. The record is from RefSeq and is a predicted model, not a curated record. Gene Ontology annotation, molecular function: actin filament binding. The coding region runs from base 1 to 891 and encodes 296 amino acids.